AUGGCUGCAAUCAGACUUAUUUGUUCUACAUCUGAAUGUGUCUUUUGUGUCUUUGUCCUUUUCUCAGGAGGCCUGUUCUUCGCCGAGCCGAUGAGAGACAAUAAAUACGUGACCAUGAUGGACCCGUUCCAGAUCAAAUAUGGAAAAGUACCGACGGCCGCUCUGUCUCUGGCUUCGCUCAUAUCAGAGAUUAUGUGGGUAACAGGAACACUCAUAGGAUUAGGUGUCACCAUGAGUGUGAUCCUGAACUUGUCGUACACCGUGAGCAUCUGGAUCUCUGCUGCCGUGGCGAUUACCUACACCCUGAUGGGAGGGCUGUACUCUGUGGCAUACACCGACAUCAUCCAGCUCGUCCUCAUCUUCAUCAGCCUGUGGCUGUGCGUCCCUUUCGCUCUGACGGGUCCGGCAGUCACAGAUAUCACAAAGACCGCCUACAACUACACCUUCCAGAACCCGUGGGUAGGAACUCUGGAGGCCGACAGAGCCUGGAUGUGGAUCGAUAACUUUCUACUUCUGGGUUUGGGGAACCUGGGUCUCCAGAACUUCCACCAGCGGACGCUCUCAGCCGCCUCCUCGUCGACGGCUAAGAUCAUGUGCUUCGCCGCCGCCUUCAUCGUCCCCACGCUGGGAAUCCCCCCCAUCCUGUUAGGAGCUGCUGCUGCAUCCACCAACUGGAACAUGACGUCCUACGGCUCCCCCUCUCCGGCUGUCCGGGGGGAGGCAGGUCUGGUUCUCCCCAUCGUUCUGCAGCACCUCACCCCCACAUACAUCUCCAUCGUGGGCAUCGGAGCUGUGGCCGCCGCCGUGAUGUCAUCGACUGACUCCGCCCUCCUUUCUGCUGCCUCCAUCUUUACUGCCAACAUCUACAGGAGCAUCAUCCGACCCCAGGCGUCAGAGGGGGAGAUCCAGUGGGUGAUCCGGCUCUCGGUGGUGGUGGUGGGUUUGGCCGGGACCUCCCUCACCUUCCUGGAUAACAGCGUUCUGAUGAUCUGGCUGCUGCGCUCAGACCUCACGUACACUCUGAUGCUGCCUCAACUCGUCUGCGUGCUUUUCUUCAACAUCUCCAACGGUUACGGCGCCGUUUUGGGUUGUUUUAUCGGCAUGUUGCUGCGGGUGUUGAGUGGCGAACCCCUGCUUAGAAUCCCCGCUUUAAUCAAGUUCCCAGGAGGCAUGGAGGUGGACGGUGUUUUUAUCCAAGGAGCUCCGGUGAGAACCAUCUGCAUGCUGUCCGCCUUGGCGUCCAUUUUGCUGUUUUCAUACCUGUUCUCCGUGCUCUUCAACAAGGAUUGGGUCCCGGAGCGUUGGGACGUGUUUAACGUGAAGGCGCAGUACUCGAUACAGACACAAGAAGAGAUGAAGUCCGACAUUAAGGAGGACAUUAAGGACGACAUUAAGGACGAGACCCUGAAGGAACAGAGUGAGAACAAUGAGGCGUGUGAACCUAUGUUAGAGUCGGCAUGUUAAAGUAGGAAUGCUCAUUUAAAAAACAUAUUUUAUACCAUUUUAAGGACUGGUUUAAGAACAACUAUUAAAUGUGAAACUACAUUAUUUUAAAAGUACAGUAUAUUUUGAAUUUUUUGUAUACUUUUAUAUACAGUUCAAGUGGGAGAAAACACGCACCAAUGUUCUUUUAUGUUAUAUUGAGAGCUUUGCAUUUUCUUUGCCUUUUUAUUUAAUUGAUUGUUUGACAAUUAAGACCCGGGCACUGACGUGUAAAGACACCACCUCCUCUAGGAGGCCCACAGGUGACGAGCAAACUACAACACAACACUUACAUUAGGUGCAGAAACGAUCCAAUAUAAAAACACAAAUGUUCCUCAUGAAGAAAGAUCUCCAGCAACUUGAGAACACGUGCAGCGUUUAGAGAGCAAUCAGCAGCUUGAGGAGACAUGGCAGCGUCUACUGAAAGCUGCAGAAAGCAAACGCUGAAGAAGCUCAAAACACAACGGAGACUCCCAACUUGUCAGUGUCCCCUGUGUCCUGCACUACGAAGCCAGUCCAACAGACCGUGGAUAUGUUUGAGUUCUCUUAACUAACCCUAACAGACGUGCUCUCGCUAAGCGCUCCUACGGCGCUGGUUAUCAACUCGGUAAAUCAACCCAGGGUUCCUCUCUCCGGCUGAGUGCGCGUUCACAUGAAAGGGGCGGGGUUAGCAACAUUGGACCAAUCACAAACGGUAGAAGUGUACUGACAGCGCAGCGUCAUAGUUCAUUAAUGAAAAGUAAGCUAUCAUGUUAGACAAAUAUGAAGAAGUUAAACUUUAAAAAUGUCUUAAAUAUAUAAUUUUAGUGUCCCCUGGUCUCCCAGCUGUGUGCGUCACUC
Gymnodraco acuticeps is the source of this 2322-nucleotide messenger RNA. RefSeq names its product high affinity choline transporter 1-like. Gene Ontology annotation, molecular function: choline:sodium symporter activity. The transcript is spliced from 7 exons. The record is from RefSeq and is a predicted model, not a curated record. Lineage: Eukaryota; Metazoa; Chordata; Actinopteri; Perciformes; Bathydraconidae. Gene Ontology annotation, cellular component: plasma membrane. Gene Ontology annotation, biological process: acetylcholine biosynthetic process; choline transport; transmembrane transport. The coding region runs from base 1 to 1464 and encodes 487 amino acids.